Molecule: messenger RNA, 1083 nt
Organism: Miscanthus lutarioriparius
Lineage: Eukaryota; Viridiplantae; Streptophyta; Magnoliopsida; Poales; Poaceae
Source: the annotation of a GenBank genome assembly
AUGUCUUCUGGUGGAGGAGGAAGUGGCGGAGCAGGAGAUCACCAUGGCGUCUACCACCAGCAUGGCUACGGCCACCUCGCCCGCGCCGACGCCGACGCCGGCGCCGGCGCCGAGUACGUGUUCCACAGCAGCAACGACAUGGAGAGCUUCUUCUUCAAUCAGCCGGCGUCGUCGGCGGGCGUCGAUGGAUCAGGCAGCAGAGCUGGCGCCGCCGACGAGCUCAUGCCGCCGUACUCCAGCAUCACCGACUACCUACAGGGGUUCCUGCAGGACCCCUCCGGGCUAGCUCGGCACCUGGACGCGCCGUGCCCGGCGGAGGACGCCCCGAUCAAGCACGAGCUGUCUGUGGAUGUGAGCCACGAUAGCCAGGGCACCAGCGGCGCGCCAGGAGAAGGGGCGGCGAUGCUCACGCCGAACUCGUCGGUGUCUCUCUCGUCAAGCGACCGGGAGGGGGAGGGCGGCCAGCCUCGUCGGUGCAAGAAGGGCAGGCCGAAUGCUGAGGAUGCGGAGGGGGAUGAGAAAGAGCAGGAAGAUGGGGAGAAUUCCACCAAAGCGAACAAAUCCAAGAAGAAGGCUGAGAAGAGGCAGAGGCAGCCUCGUGUUGCCUUCCUCACCAAGAGCGAGGUGGAUCACCUUGAGGACGGCUACCGGUGGCGCAAAUAUGGGCAGAAGGCGGUCAAGAACAGUCCUUACCCAAGGAGCUACUACCGGUGCACGACGCCCAAGUGCGGCGUGAAGAAGCGCGUGGAGCGGUCGUACCAGGACCCGUCGACGGUGAUCACCACGUACGAGGGGCAGCACACGCACCACAGCCCCGCCAGCCUCCGCGCCGGCGGCGCGCAUCUCUUCAUGCCAAACGCGUACGGGCUGCCGCCGCACCACCUGAUGCCGUCCAGCUUCCGCCCUGACCUGAUGAGCAUGAUGCACCCCGCCAUGGGCGCAAACCCUAACAUGUUCCUGCCAAGUAUGCCUCCUCCUCAUAUGUCAACACCAUCUCCUGCUCCUCCUCUUCAGCAACACCACUUCACUGACUACGCCCUCUUGCAAGACCUGUUCCCUUCCACAAUGCCCAACAACCCAUAA